Pectinophora gossypiella (pink bollworm) is the source of this 1968-nucleotide messenger RNA. RefSeq names its product V-type proton ATPase 116 kDa subunit a 4-like. The transcript has 12 exons. The record is from RefSeq and is a predicted model, not a curated record. The coding region runs from base 1 to 1968 and encodes 655 amino acids. Gene Ontology annotation, biological process: vacuolar acidification; proton transmembrane transport. Gene Ontology annotation, molecular function: proton-transporting ATPase activity, rotational mechanism; ATPase binding. Gene Ontology annotation, cellular component: vacuolar proton-transporting V-type ATPase complex; proton-transporting V-type ATPase, V0 domain; plasma membrane. NCBI's taxonomy places the organism in Eukaryota, Metazoa, Arthropoda, Insecta, Lepidoptera, Gelechiidae.
AUGUUUAUUCAGCCUGAAGCUGCGCAUGAGAUCAUGGGGCGGCUUGGUGAGAAAGGAUGUUGUCAGUUUGAAGACAACAUGUUAGAGAAAUGGGAAGACGAUAUACUUCAGAUGGGGGCGUAUCAGACCCAGCUGCUAAAGAACCAGAAGGACUUGCAGGAAAUGCACUACGUUUUCAAAAGCCUAGAUCCACUAUUAGGAGAUGCUGAAUUGAGAAGAGAAUCAUUAUUUGUCAAGUCGGCUGGUGGAGAACCAAUGUUGGGUGGCAAGGUGCACAUCGAGACGGGAGUGGUGCGUCGCAGCAAGAGCUACGCCUUCGAGACCAUGUUGUGGCGAGUGUCCCGGGGCAACAUAUACUUCCGCACCGUCCAGCAGGAUGAACUCUUUGAAGACCCACAAACGCGACGCGACGUCAGCGCCGCGCACGCGCAGGCGUCCUGCAACCGGCCAGCGCCGGCGUCGCGUCGCGCUGACGCUAACACGACGACGUUCGAAAGACGCUAUGGAGAGUCUCUUGUACAGGGCGCAAUGAUCCGUGAAGUGGCUUUUGUGGCGGUUUGUCAAGGCGAUCGGCUGAAGGGUCUCCUGCAGAAGGUUUGCAAUGGCUUCCAUGCGCAUACAUUCCCUUGCCCUCGCACCAUGGGUGAAAGAAGAGACAUGCUCGGCAAAUUGGAUUCCAGGAUUCACGACUUGGCUCAAGUAAUACGCAAGUCUAGAUAUCACCGUUGCAAGCAGUUCAGGACGAUAGGUAAAUAUUGGGAGACAUGGAUGGCGCAGGUGAAGAAAUCAAAAGCUAUAUACCAUCGCCUCAAUGAGUUUACUCUUGACAUUACCAGGAAAUGUCUUAUUGGGCAGUGCUGGAUGCCAACUAGGGAUAUGAAAAGUGUUCAUGAAAUCUUUAACCAAGGAUCGAGCAAAAGUGGUUCAAAAGUGGCAUCAUUUAUGAUGAAAUUGCCUACCAUUGAGCCGCCACCAACGUACCACCGCACUAACAAGUUUACCAGGGGUUUCCAAGCUCUGAUUAGUGCCUAUGGAGAUUCUGCUUACAGGGAGCUAAACCCAGGCCUCUACACGUUGAUAACGUUUCCGUUUCUAUUCGCCGUGAUGUUCGGCGAUUGCGGCCACGGUAGCAUCAUGUUGUCUUUUGCUCUCUGGAUGGUGUGCAACGAGCGAAAGUAUUUGGCUACUCGCUCUACUAACGAGAUUUGGAACAUAUUUUUUGGCGGACGUUAUGUGAUACUUAUUAUGAGCAUGUUCACUAUGUACACUGGUUUCAUUUAUAACGACUGGUUCUCAAAGCCAUUACGGUUGAAGAACAAUUUUUGGAUCAAUCAAUUUACUGCUGAGGAGAUUGGUAACGAUGAAAUAUUGGCUUUGGAUCCGGCAGGCAAAACCAAGGAAUGGUACUUGUUAGGUGUGGACCCUGUUUGGGCGGAGAAACUACAUACGUAUUUAGGUUCAAGAAAAGAACCAGCGGGUGAGCACACGGACAAAAUGGAGGAAGUUUUGACGCAGCAAGUGCACCAUUAUUCGGAGAGUUUCAGCGAGCUGAUGAUCCACCAAGGAGUGCACACCAUCGAAUAUGUGCUCAGUACCAUAUCUCAUACUGCAUCGUAUCUCCGCCUUUGGGCCUUAUCUCUCGCGCAUGCUCAAUUGUCAGAAAUGUUGUGGGGAAUGGUUCUGUCUAAGCUAGCUCUCCAAGACCACUCCAGGAUAGGGGCAAUCAAAAUAUUCGUAAUAUUUGCAAUUUGGGCAUCCUUCUCCCUGUCUAUUCUCGUCGUUAUGGAGGGGCUGUCUGCCUUCCUACAUACUUUACGUUUGCACUGGGUGGAGUUUAUGAGCAAAUUUUACAUUGGGUCCGGGAGUGUCUUCCAUCCCUUCAGCUUCAAAGAAAUAGUAUAUGGCGAAAGCAAGGAGGAUAAGGGCAUAGCAGAGGGCGCUUGUAAGAAAAGAAAAAGAACAUAUUAA